Ordospora colligata OC4 is the source of this 2076-nucleotide messenger RNA. Its product is annotated as subunit SEC6 of exocyst complex. The record is from RefSeq and is a predicted model, not a curated record. Lineage: Eukaryota; Fungi; Microsporidia; Ordosporidae. The transcript has a single exon. Gene Ontology annotation, biological process: exocyst localization; exocytosis. Gene Ontology annotation, cellular component: exocyst. The coding region runs from base 1 to 2076 and encodes 691 amino acids. Gene Ontology annotation, molecular function: SNARE binding.
AUGAUACAAAGAACCAUAGACAGUCUAUCACAAACAUUAAGGCACCCAAGUGAUCUGCAUGGAAAGCUCGACACUACACAACGAAAUAACAAGGAAAAAUAUGAAAAACACAGUCAGAAUCUCAUGACCAUGAUGUCGAGAUGUUAUACUAGCAUUUUUGACACCUCAAAAAGUAUAUCUGAGCUUGACGAGCGAUUUAAGACAUUUGUUGAGUGUAAAGAUAAGAAUGUUGACGUGCUCAAGGCCUUCUUUUCUCUUGUAAAGGAGUACAAGUCUGUGAGGAUGAUUUGUCUUGCACACUCAAAUCUCGCUAAAGUGAUUGCCUUUUUGGAGAAACUUAAGAGCAUAGACGAUCCUGUAGAGUCCGAAGACAUUAUGGUGUAUCACAAGAAUGUCUACGAUGCCGAAGACUUUGGAUGCCAGCUUGAAAUGUACAAGUCAGAGGUUUCUCACGAUGACUACAUUGAGGUGAGUAAGGCGCUGAACACAAUUGAGAAGAAUUCCUUAGACUUUACUGCAAAGGUGCUUGAGGCUUGCGAAGGGUUUAUUGAGAAUCAUGAGAUUGUAGGCAAACUUGAGAAGAUAAUUGAGAAGGAAGAAGAAAGAGACGAUUUAACAAGGAAGGUUCAGGCAGGAGAGGUAAGCGAUGAUUUGGUACUCAAGGAGCUGAACAAGAUGUAUAAAAUGUAUCUUACAAGAAAACCAAAGAUGUUGAAGAUCAGGGUGAUGAAGGCGAUUGGAGUGUCAGUCAAAAACAAAUUUGACAAGCUUAGAAACGAGGAAAUAUUUGUUAACAAGAUGGAUUUCAUACUUGACGAUCUUGUGUUUGUUGAUGAGAAUAUGAAGUUCAACUUUUAUGCGUUUGAUGAGAUUCUUGUGAUGUAUCAUAGCAAUCUGAAGUUGUUCUUGGAUGAUGUUGCAAACAGGCUGGAUGCAGGAGAGAUUCUUGCAGUUAUAGAGUAUACUGGGAAUUAUUAUAAUACGAUUGAAUCGAGAUUCAACAGGAUACCAGAUGCGCUGGGUAAACGUCUUAUUGAGAAUGAAAAUGAUCUGCUGGAGAAGUACUCAAAGGUUGCGCAGGAAAAAUUGAGAGAGUGGAUAAUAAACAUAACGAAGCUUGAGGUAGAAAAGUUUUAUGCAAGAAGCGAAGAACUACCCAGAGAUGAAGACGACAAGCUUAUAAGCCCCGGAUUCAUCAGUCUUCUACAAAUAGUUAGGAUGCAGUUGGAACCUAUUGGAUUCAACAAAAGAAUAUUUGCACAUGUUACAAAGACGGUGACUAAGUAUUGUGAGAUGUUUAAAACAAACCUGAUUGAAGCAAUGGAUAAGGACUUUGAAUCAUCCUGUGAAAUGAACAGUAGAGCAGGUUAUGAAGAUUUUUGUAUUAUGUUUGGAAACAGUGGACUAAGAGUGGCUCAGUACAUUACUUCUUUACCUGCAUACCACAACGAUGAGAUCAAGGAACUUUGUGACAUAUUCAUUGACAUCCUAAAAGCAUCAAACACAUAUUUGUCUGAGUUUAUAAUAUACUCAUGCCAGCCUGCAAUUGAUAAGAUUUUUACGAAUGAAUGGUACGACGGGAAUGCCACCAAGGUUGUGAUGCUCACACUUCAGGAUUUUCUAAACGAUUACAAGAAUACUAUGAGUGAGUACUCAUUCAUAACGUUUAUCCAUGAGCUUUCAUCAUCGAUUGUGCUUGCAUACAUGAAGCAGCUUGGAAGAAAACGUGCAGUCAUAACUGAAACAUGUAAUAGAAUGCUGAGAUACGAUCAUAGCAAGUUAUUGGAUCUUCUUGGAGGAUAUGGAGACAAAGAAGAUGUAAAAGCUGGGCUGGAGCCAAUGUUGAAGAUAAUCCCACUGAUUGAGACAAGAAACGAUGAUCUUUUCAUUGUGGAAGUGAAGUCUCUGAAGUUUACAUAUCCGGACAUCAGCAAGAAUUUCAUCAGAACAAUCAUAAAGAAGAGAGAUGAUCUCAGUGAUGAACAGAAGAGGAAGUUCAGUGAUAGACUCAAAGAAUGCUUCACUAAUGUAAUAAGCAAAGAAAAGACCAUAUUUUCAAGACUGACUGCAUUGUGA